Messenger RNA from Paramecium sonneborni, 793 nucleotides. The record is from the annotation of a GenBank genome assembly. NCBI's taxonomy places the organism in Eukaryota, Ciliophora, Oligohymenophorea, Peniculida, Parameciidae.
AUGAUUCUUAAAUUUUAAAAAUAGAAAUAGGUACAAUUAAAGAAACUUUUUAAGGAUUAAUAAAAAAGCGAUAAUUAUACAUAGAGGUUUAAAUCAAAAAAAUUACCAUUUUAUUGCAAUCAAUAAGUCAACUUUAUAAAUAAAGGAUUAGGAAAAUUAAAAAAACUAGGUAAAAUAAUUAAUUUAUUAAGAAAAAAGAUUUUAGAAGUAAAGUAUUAAUUUGUUAGAAAAAGAUUAAAAAUAGGCUAAUAGAUUUAUACAAGAAAAAACAAAGUCUUGUAUAACAUAAUUAUUUAGAUAAAAAAAAUACAUUCACAAAAGGUUUAGAAGUUCAUGAGUUUUCGAAAGGAGAAUAAAAUUAUUUAAACAUACGUAUUGUAUAUGAAAAAGAAAAACAUUAGAAUAUAUCAACGAUAAAACUUUUAAGAAUGAAUAGAAAUGAAUAAGCAUUAGAAUAUAUAGAUUAAGCUAUUAAUAAAAAUUCUGAUAAAGAUGAAUAUUAUGCAGUCAAAGGUAAAUAAAAAAAUAUUUAAAUUAAGCUUCUAUACUUUUUCAAUUAAAUAGAAAUGAGGAAGCACUAGAAUAAUUUGGUUAUGCUAUUCACAAGAAUCCUGAUAUAGAUAAAUAUUAUGCUUCCAAAGGUAAAUAAAAAAAUAUUUAUAAAAGCUAAAACACUUUUAAAUAUGAAUAGAAUUGAAGAAGCUUUAGAAUUUUUUUGAUUACUCAAAUCCUGAUAAGGAUAGUUAUUAUGCACUCAAAGGUUAAUUGAAAUUAAUAAAAGAAACUCAUACAC